Molecule: messenger RNA, 1050 nt
Organism: Aspergillus welwitschiae
Lineage: Eukaryota; Fungi; Ascomycota; Eurotiomycetes; Eurotiales; Aspergillaceae
Exons: 1
Coding region: 1-1050 (349 amino acids)
Biological process (GO): protein phosphorylation
Molecular function (GO): protein kinase activity; ATP binding
Source: RefSeq, a predicted model, not a curated record
AUGACUCAACCUCUUCACCUUCCAUCCACAGAAGCUUUACCACCAUAUGACAUACUCAAUUUUUGGUACGGUGCUGGCACUGAUACUGAGUUAACUAUAUUCUGCUACGGGAAAAGAUUCAAUAUAACCGUAUCUGCCGAUAAUCUACAAGGAGAUCCCGAUGUCGAAAGCGAAUAUUUGUCCCUGCUUCGGAAGCUUGAUUCCGACGAGCUUUUCGAGCAGGAAGAUGAUAAGGGCGAUCCAAUGGAACAGCUGUGUUUCUGGAUAGCUUUCAAAUGUAACUCUCAGAUGAGAGCCCUGGGUUCCAAACAACAACCACAAUUACACACGCUCUAUGAUUGGUUUUAUCCUGAAACCAUCAUUCUAACUCCUAUGAUCAUUGAUGGAAAACUGCAAGCGCAUUCAUCUACACCGAGCCAGCAGCUCCUGCAGGACAUGUUACCAAGUGUGGAGUUGACCUGCUCGAUUGCAGACUUUAAGAUUCCAGUUGUGACGUCUUCGAAAGUCUUCUUACCACAAGAUAUGGCAGGAGGAGACUUACCCCAACGACCAACAAAAGUCUUCACUGAGCACGGAAUGCCACGGUUCUUCAAGCCUGCUUAUGUCAUGGAACCCGCAAUUCGAGAGAUAUCCACAUUGCUCCGUAUCCAAGAACUUGGCUUAUUGAACAUUAUCCGUGCACCUAAGGUUCAUGAGUUUGUGGAUUCUCAAGGCGACUCAUCCAAGAUAUCAGGCAUUUUGAUGGACUAUAUCGAGCAUCGUGACAGUUUGGGAUAUAUUGAUAUCCCAAGCACGCCUUUACCAGUUCGGAGAAAAUGGAUAAGCCAGGUACAGCACACGAUAGAAACGUUACAUGCUGCGGAGAUAGUUUGGGGCGAUGCGAAGCUGGACAAUAUCCUGGUUGAUGUUGAUGAUAAUCUGUGGAUUAUCGACUUUGGCGGGGGCUACACCCAUGGCUGGGUCGAUGAAGACAAGCAGGAAACUAUCGAGGGGGAUAAUCAAGCACUUUCUAGGAUAGUUGAUUUUCUAGUAGGAAAAAGCUCGGAAUAA